UGGGAAGGAAGGGAAAGAGAGAGAGGGAGAGGCAAGGAAAGAAGAAGAGCUAAACACCGCCGUGUUCUGGGCUAAACGUGCUGAUCAUUGUCGAGCGGCUUCUCCAGCUGCAUAUAUUCUUCAAAGACAUAGCCAGUGCAAUUUGCGAUUCUCUUCUACGUGUAUAUGGCUUCAGUUGAGGAAGUGGAUCAGGUCGACAGCGGCAUGGGCAGCAGCGACGCGCGCUCUCCCGAAGUGAAGUCGCUCCUUCCCGACGACGGCGACGAGGAUGACGAAGAGGAUGAGAGCUUAUCAGAAAGAUUAUUAGGGCUCACUGAAAUGUUUCCAGAGCCUGUACGCAAUUUUGGAUAUAACUGUGGAACUUGUCUGUACAAGUGUAUCAAAGGUCUGUAUGCAUUUUCAUGUUCAACCACAUGGAUAAUCUUUAGCUCAUCGACCAUUCUCUUUGCACCAAUUAUCUUUGAAAUGGAGCGUGCACAGAUGGAAGACAUGCAGCGCACACAACAGAAACAAGUUCUCUUAGGUCCUAAUACAGCUUUAUCUGGCGUUAACACCUCCAGUCUUCCAAUGGCACCACCUGUUCAACGAUAAGCCAUUACAUCACUGUUUACACUUAUACAUACACAUAUAUAGCUACAGGUAUAUGUAGAAAUGUCUAAAUGAUUUAGCCCGACUCAAUUAUUUAACGGUAUAACUUGUUCAUACAUUGCAAAAUUUUACACAUCUUGAAUGUAUCUCGAAUAAUUUCUAUGAAAUUGCUGUCAUAAAUCAAGAGUGUGUGAUUUGCCUAACUGGAAUAAUCCCUACUAGAUAAAAUUCGCAAUACAAUGGGCUGUUAAAUGUCACGAGUUGCAACAUUCAUCAGUCUAGUCUAUAUUCUGUUUACACAUACACAUGCACAUACAUACAUACAAUACGCGUGUGCUCGCAUGUACGAUUAUUUCCUUUUACGAAUUUUUACUGAGAAUCUAUAUGCCGCUCUGGUGUCGUCGUGCGGCAUUUUAUUAUUUUAUCAAUGCAUCAAGUGUGUCGUGGAAGCAGAGAUAGCAUUUAAUUGACCAAAAAGCAACGCUGACUUUUAUUCGCUGUACAUACACACAGCAAUGUGAGAAAUCUUGCAGUUAUUUAUAAUAGAUAAUACAGUCUGCUGCGCGUAGUAUUAUACGUCGCGUAUGUUAUUGUCCUCAAUACAUCUUUUCUGUUAUAAUUUCAAAUGAAUAAAUAAAAGGUAAUAAAUGCAAUAAUCUUUAA
This is a messenger RNA of Odontomachus brunneus, 1251 nucleotides long. RefSeq names its product mitochondrial import receptor subunit TOM22 homolog (gene mge). The transcript has 3 exons. The record is from RefSeq and is a predicted model, not a curated record. Gene Ontology annotation, biological process: intracellular protein transport. Bases 166 to 591 code for a protein of 141 amino acids. Gene Ontology annotation, cellular component: mitochondrial outer membrane. Lineage: Eukaryota; Metazoa; Arthropoda; Insecta; Hymenoptera; Formicidae.